AAAGCUACAUUGACUUGACCUGGAGCUGGAGAAGCGCGGAGAGCUGGUAGUCCAUAUAUUCCCUGGACAUCGUGCUCUCUCACUCCCUCAAUCGGUAACCAGCGUCCGCAACUUAACUGGACCACUCACACAUCUCAGUCCAAGUCGCCACAAGGAGGUACACCGCAUUGUCGUCGUCUUCGAGAAUCGAGAUCCCUCCUCGCCUCGGUGUUGAGCAUGGAUCACCAGCCAGUUCACCCAGGCCCGGAGAGUCCGGUGGUCGACUUGGAGAUGGGCCACCAAGCAGCCGAGAGCACGGCCGUGAACCAGCAGCGCAUCGGCUGGCACCGGCCGAACCCAUGGGCCAGCCACGACGCCAACACGCUGCUGGUGGUGGCCACGCUGAUCACCACGCUCUCGUACCAGAUCGGCACCAGUCUCCCCGGCGGGUACUGGCAGGAGACCCAGAUGCAGGACGGCAAGAUGCUGUACCGCGCCGGCGACCCCAUCAUGCGCGACCUGCAGAACGCCAGAUACUGGAUGUUCAUGGUGGCGAGCUGGACGGGGUUGAUCAGCUCCAUGUUGAUGACGAUGAGCCUACUGGUGGGGAUAGCGGUGGACUCGUGGCACGUGCGGUGGUCCUUCGUGGUCGCCUACUCCAGCCUCCUCCUCACCUUCGUCUUGUCCGGGAACCGGACCAAGCUGCACAUCGACAUCAUCUUCUGGGCCGGCAGCCUCGCUUUCUUCUGGGUCGUCAUCUACUUCCGUCCCGAGCACCGCAAGCGCAUCGUUCAAGUGCUCCGCUCUAUUCCUGCAACCACAGCAACUAAUUCAACCAGUUGACGGAUCCCACGUCCAGCCCAUUCCGCCAUUCCUGCAACCACAGCAAAAUUUGGUCAUCGCUAAAAAACUAGACUGUCGAGUCCGGAGCCCAUUAGUAUAUAGCACACCCUCGGUCCCAAUGUCCCAAUGCAUGUCGAGUCCUCUUGGGUGUUUUAACUUUAACUAUUCGUCUAUUCAUUUGAGUACAUGUGUUGUUUGUUAUAGAAAAUAUCAUUAACAACUUUAUGCAAGUAAAAAAAUUAAUGUGUUGUAGUAAUUCCCAAUUGUAAAUUUAUGGUCGGUGUGGUACGCGAUCAACACGAUCAGAUGGCAGCACAAUGGAAGCGGUUAUGAAGGACGACUUUAAAAAAAAGUCGGGCCAACUCUGAAGCAGAACAAAUUAAU
Lolium perenne is the source of this 1206-nucleotide messenger RNA. RefSeq lists its product as uncharacterized. Lineage: Eukaryota; Viridiplantae; Streptophyta; Magnoliopsida; Poales; Poaceae. Gene Ontology annotation, cellular component: plasma membrane. The record is from RefSeq and is a predicted model, not a curated record.